AUGAAGCCCUCCAAAGUCCUCACAGACUCAACCCAAAACCAUACGACUCUCCAAUGCUCUCUCCCUCACAAACCUCUCGACUCCUCCCCAAACUCCAACUCCCACUUCCCCACUAACCUUUCCUACGAGCCUACUUCUGUUCUUGAUCCCCACCUCACCUCCAGCCCUGCCGCCGCCGCCGCCGGCGGCGGCCCCGACCUCGCUCACCUUCCCUGGGACUCCAACAACCACCAGCACCACCACCUCCUCCCUCCGUCUCCCCAGCCGGCAACCUUCGAGGAGUGGGACCCCGUCGCCAGCUGGUUCCUCUCCGAAAAAGACGACCUCUCUCCCUUCCCGAAAGCUCCCCACCACCCCCAAUUCCACUUCUCCGAGGACGACAACCCGUCGAAUGCUUCGUUGUUCGACGGCCCCUUCGACCUCCCCGACCCUUUCGAUCCUCUCCCUCGUUUCUCCGACACGGCCGUCGCCGUCGUCUCCCCGCCGCCGGCCUUCGACCGGACCCACCUUGAAUUGCUCUCCCGAGCCGCCCUCUCCAUCGAAUCGGGCGAUUUCCCGACGGCCGACACGAUAUUGGCGCGGCUCAAUCAGUACCUCCCCGCACUUUUGGCCCUCCUUCCCCUCGCGGACCGCCCCGCCGCCGAGCCCCCACUCUCCGCCGUCGAGAUCGUCCGCCGGAUCAGCGCCCACAAGGCCUUCUCUGAUCUCUCCCUUUUCCCCCAGUUCGCCAGCUUCACCGCCAACCAGAUCCUCCUCGACGCCCUCGAUGCCGCCGCUGGCGGCGGAGGACAUAGCUCCGUCCACCUUAUCGACUUCGAGAUCGGGCUCGGGGGGCAGUGGUCAUCCUUCGCCCAGGAGGUCGCCUCCCGGAGCCGCGCCGCCCGCGCACCCCCGCCGGGGCUCCGGAUCACCGCCGUCGUCCCGGAGGAGACCGGCGAGACCGCCCUCGCUGCCGAGAACCUCCGCGACUUCGCCCGCGGCCUCGGCCUCCGCCUCACCGUUGACUUCGUCCUCGUCGGCGGCCUCGGCACCCUCGCCCUCAGCGGCAUCCGCUUCGCCCCCGGCGAGCCCGUCGCCGUGGUGCUCACCCCGGCCAUCUUCCGCGUCCUCGGUGCCGCCCCCGAGUCCUCCGCCGCCCUCCUCCGCUUCGUCCGCCGUGCGUCCCCGCGGGUCGUCGUCUUCGUCGACACCGAGUGGAUCUGCUUCGACGACGGGGCGGGGUAUCCGCCGUCGCUGCAGCGGACCGUGGUGGCGGGGAUCGAGCACUACGCGGCGGUGUUGGAGUCGAUGGAGGCGGCGGCGGCGGUGUCGGGGGCGGCCGGACCGGUGGAGGACGUGGUUCGGCGGGUCGAGCGGACCGUGGUCCGUCCCAGGAUUUUCUCGGCGGUAGGAUCGUGGAGGUCGGGCUGGGGCGGGGCGUGGAGAGAGGCGUUCGCGGGGGCGGGGAUGGCGCCGGUUGUGUUCAGCGAGUUCGCCCAGUCGCAGGCCGAGUGGCUGGUCCGGAGGGCCCCAGUGGACGGCUACCGCGUGGCGAGAAGAGAGGCUUCUAUGGUGCUGAGCUGGCGGGGGAGGGGCCUGGCCUCCACGUCCGCCUGGAGGUGCUGA
Phoenix dactylifera (date palm) is the source of this 1605-nucleotide messenger RNA. NCBI's taxonomy places the organism in Eukaryota, Viridiplantae, Streptophyta, Magnoliopsida, Arecales, Arecaceae. The record is from RefSeq and is a predicted model, not a curated record.